Molecule: messenger RNA, 836 nt
Organism: Acromyrmex echinatior (Panamanian leafcutter ant)
Lineage: Eukaryota; Metazoa; Arthropoda; Insecta; Hymenoptera; Formicidae
Product: SUN domain-containing protein 5
Cellular component (GO): meiotic nuclear membrane microtubule tethering complex; nuclear envelope
Molecular function (GO): protein-membrane adaptor activity
Source: RefSeq, a predicted model, not a curated record
AAAAAGAUUAUAAAAGAGGGCAUAAUAAUCUAGGUAAAGCAUAGAGAAGCCAUAAUAAUCAAAGAGAAUUGAUUCUUUCUGAUAAUAAUAUCAUAAGAACGUCAUCAUAAGUUCAUUUAUAAGUGACAAAUGAAGUGAAGUGAAGUUGUGAAUGUUCUAUGGUUAUUAUGACUAUAUUCUAUUAUGACUAUAUUCUACCCAGGAAUACAUUUUUGGCGCACCAUCACAUAGUCUUUUCCACAGGCGGUGCGAUUCUUUCGAUACGAGAUACCGAACCAUACUCGACUGGUGCACCUGUGCUCAAUCUAUUCGGCAUACCGCUUUGUCAACAGCAGAACACACCCCGGGCUAUGAUACAGUACCAGACCGGCGUUUUGCCGGGCGAAUGCUGGGCCUUCAAGGGCAGCAGCGGCAGCGUGGUGAUUCGAUUACUCGGCCAUGUGCAUGUGUCCGGAGUUAGCCUUGAACACAUCUCUUCAUUGAUAUCCCCUACCGGGGAAACUGCUACAGCGCCAAAAGAUUUUUCCGUUUGGGUGAGCGGUUUGUCAGAUCUGGAUGAUAAGAAGCCUUUCUCAUUUGGCAGUUUUAUGUAUGAUAAUACUGGUUCGCCGUUGCAAUACUUUGAGGUCCAGGUAGAACACAAUAGGAAUCGAGGAAAAAAAGCAUACGAUAUAAUCGAGGUGAAAGUACAUUCUAAUAGUGGUAAUCCAGAGUACACAUGUAUCUACAGAAUACGGGUGCAUGGAACACUUAGUGAAACGUAUCAAGUACGCGAAAAUCAUAUUUUUCCUAAAAUAUUUAUGCAACUGCCAGACUAUCGAUACGUGUGCAGCUGA